Messenger RNA from Harpegnathos saltator (Jerdon's jumping ant), 1026 nucleotides. Its product is annotated as ribosomal RNA small subunit methyltransferase NEP1. Gene Ontology annotation, cellular component: small-subunit processome; nucleus. The coding region runs from base 138 to 845 and encodes 235 amino acids. NCBI's taxonomy places the organism in Eukaryota, Metazoa, Arthropoda, Insecta, Hymenoptera, Formicidae. Gene Ontology annotation, biological process: rRNA base methylation. The record is from RefSeq and is a predicted model, not a curated record. The transcript has 4 exons. Gene Ontology annotation, molecular function: rRNA binding; rRNA (pseudouridine) methyltransferase activity.
UGUGUUUAAAGCUUUAUGUGUUAUGCAAAAGCCUGUGAUCUUGCCCUAAUGGUAAUGCAGUUAACAAUACACGGUUUGUUUCGAUUUAUACACGUGGGAAGUGACAAACACUGUAAUAUUUUCAUAUUUUGUUCAAAAUGAAACCAAAAAGGAAAAGGCAGAAUGAUGAUAAUUAUGAAUACGAUCCUGUUUCUAAACAUUUGCAAGUAAAACAUAUUAAGAAUCAAGAGAAGCGUCUUAUUGUUAUAUUGGAAUAUGCUCAACUAGAAUCUGUGAAGAAUGGAAAUAAUUUUGAGCUGUUGAAUUGUGAUGAUCAUACAGCUAUUUUAAAGAAAUACAAUCGUGAUCCAGGAUCAUGUAGGCCAGAUAUUACUCAUCAGUGUCUGCUAAUGUUAAUGGAUAGUCCAUUAAAUAGAGCAGGAUUGUUACAAGUAUAUAUUCAUACAGAGAAAAAUGUAUUGAUAGAAAUUAAUCCACAAACCAGGAUACCAAGGACUUUCAAACGUUUUGCUGGAUUAAUAGUACAAUUAUUACACAAAUAUAAUAUUAGAGCAUCUGAUGGACCAAUGAAACUACUGAAAGUAAUUAAGAAUCCUGUAUCUGAUCAUUUGCCAGUUGGUUGUCGCAAAAUUCUGAUGUCAUUUAGCUCUAACAAAGUACAAAAUCCACGAGAACUUGUGCCUUCUGAAGAACCAAUUGCUAUUGUAAUUGGAGCUAUGGCACAUGGCCAAGUUAAAACAGAUUAUACAGAAGAUAUUAUUGCAAUUAGUAAAUAUCCUCUCUCAGCUGCUAUCACAUGUAGUAAAUUAUGUACAGCAUUUGAAGAAGUUUGGGGAAUUAUUUAAUAAAAAUCUGUGUAAAUUAUCAUGUAUGUAAUAUACACAUACACCAUCCACCUGCAACAAUAUCAGAGUCCUAUGACAUGGUCCUGAUAAAUGUUCAAGUGGACAAAUCUUUAAAAUAGAAGAAAGAACUACUUAAAUCUUUUCAGAUUUUAUUCUUAAAAUCGCAAAAUAUUCAGAUAUA